Molecule: messenger RNA, 2295 nt
Organism: Ooceraea biroi (clonal raider ant)
Lineage: Eukaryota; Metazoa; Arthropoda; Insecta; Hymenoptera; Formicidae
Product: RNA-binding protein 34
Biological process (GO): maturation of LSU-rRNA from tricistronic rRNA transcript (SSU-rRNA, 5.8S rRNA, LSU-rRNA)
Cellular component (GO): nucleolus
Molecular function (GO): rRNA binding
Source: RefSeq, a predicted model, not a curated record
CGCGCUCCGUUGGGCGCUCCUCCUCUAUCUGAAAAAUUGCCGCUUUCCGACUUUCGUCUUGAGACAGUUGAGGCGUGACGUGCUUUUCGUACCUUUCGCUUGAUUCUACAUUUCGGCGAGCGUUUCUUCAGCGUUUUGUUCAGAAGCUCAAAGGAUGGCUAAAUCUAAAUCAUCUGUACAAAAGGACGAUACAAUGAGGCAAUCGUUGUCUGGAAUAAAGAAUGGGUCAGUAAAAAAGAAUAAGAAUCCGAAAAACACACUUACGGACAAGGUGGCUUUGAUCAGUAAUUCAACAGCAAAGAUUAAAACCGCCGCUCUAAAAACUCCUCAAAAGGACGCAGUUGUGAAGGGCAAUCAGAGUUCAUCUAAAAACAAUCCAAAACAAUCGAAGGAGAACCAAGGUUCCCCGAGAGAAAAACAAAGUUCUCAAAGCAAAAUGAUGAGCAAGAAAAUCGACUUGAGCCUUGAGAAGGAAGAAACGGAUGAUUCGGACUCUGACAUUGAUGAGGGAAUCAUACCGCAAGACGAAGUUAGUAUGUCGGAUGAGACGUUUGAAGAUGAGGAGGACUCUGAUACCGAUCUUCCAGACAUCCUUGGAAAGAGUUUGAAGGAUGAGUCGGACGAGGACGACGGAGACUUCGAAGUAAAGGAAGAAAAGGACAAGAAAUCAUUAACCAGUAAUGCCGAAAAGGUUGAACAUAAAGGCAUAAAAAUGUUUAAAGGUAUGAAAUCUCAGAAGAAUGGCGACGAAGAGGAGAAAAAUGAUGUGAGUAUGGAUUCUUUCUUAAUGGAAGAUAGUACAAGCGAGGACGAGGAUGAAGAUGAAGAAGUAAGUGAUGACGAAGAUGAUGAUACAUCACUAAUGAUGGGAAUUGAUGAGCUUGAUGAUGAGGAGGAUGAGAGUGAAGACGAGGAUGAGAGUGAGGACGAGAGCGAGAACGAGAGCGAUUCUGCGCCAGGUUUAAAAGCACUUUUAGGAAGCAGCCUCGUAGACGAUGACGAUGAUGAAGAUUUUGAUGAAGAUGAUGAGGAGGACGACGAUGAUGAUAUUAGUGAUGAAAAUGAAGAUGAAAACGAUGAUGAGAAUAAUGACGCGACAAAAGUCAUGAAACAGAAAGCGUCCAACAGCAAGAAUACCAAAGGAGAUGAAGCGGAAAAGGAGACGAAGAAAAAGCAAUUAUCUGCCGAAGAGCAAGAAGAGAUUGACAGAAGAACCAUUUUCAUCGAUAAUAUUCCAAAGGAAACAAAAUUGGCGACCGUAAAAAAAGUGUUUGGUCAGUAUGGGCCUAUUAAUAAUUUACGUUUCAGAAGUAUCAUUCCAGAAAGUACGAAAAUUUCCAAAAAAGUAGCUGCCAUAAAAAAUCAGAUUCAUCCAAAAGUAACCACGGUCACGGCAUACGUUAACUACAAGUCCGAGGAGUCCGCGAAGAAAGCACUCGACAUGAACGGAAAGAUGUUCCAAGGAAAUUACGUACACGUACAGAUCGUUGCUAAAUCCGAACGGAAGGAAUUCGACAGUAAGAAAGCUGUGUUUUUAGGAAAUCUCAAGUUUGGUAUCGACAAUAACACCGUCUGGAAACACUUUGGCGAGUGCGGGGACAUCGAAUCUGUUUAUUUGCUGCGUGAUUCGAAAACGGGCCAAGCCAAAGGGAGCGGUUAUAUCAAUUUCAAGACCGAAGAUGCCGCAACUCUGGCUCUAAAGCUGAACGGUACUGAAAUUUUGAAUCGGCCGAUAAGGGUAAAGCCGUACUUAGGCGGGAAGAAGCAAAAUGAAAAUAAGGAGAAGGGAAAGAAACGUGAUUCCAGCGAAUUCGCGGAUAAUAAGCCGGGAAAAAAAUUCAAGAAUAAUUUGGGCAAGGCUGUGCUAGACAAAUCGGAGACUGUUGGAAAGGCAAAGAAGCAUCACGAAUCACAGAAGAGUCAUGGGAACCUAGAAGCGAAGCAGACGUCGUUUCAGGGUCAAAAAUCCGAUAUCAAACAGAAGAAAAAGAAUCAUAACAAGCUGAACAAGAAGAGGAAGGAAAUGGCGAAGAAACUUGUAGCUAAAUAGAUAUCACGACAGGCUUAAGAGAGGUUUUAAAAUCGCGAUUAAUGACACAUAUUUUUUUAUUUUAUCGUUUAUUUAAGAAACAAGAGAAGAAACCUCGAUUGACAAGAUAGAUUGUUUCGCGUCAUUGUGAUCGUUGUUACGAAGGAUGAGCUCACGCUAUUGGAAAAAUGGAUAGACGUGUUGCGCAUAGAAGCGUGCUUCGCGCGCGUUUUCAAUAAUUGUUCAAUAAAUAAUUAUUCGUUCGA